Penicillium olsonii is the source of this 1242-nucleotide messenger RNA. The record is from the annotation of a GenBank genome assembly. Lineage: Eukaryota; Fungi; Ascomycota; Eurotiomycetes; Eurotiales; Aspergillaceae.
AUGGAGCCGCACAAACCAAGCAUUGAGCAGCUGGAGAAAGCAAUGGACUCGCCUCUCGAUCGAUAUGGCGACUAUGCCCAUCAACAGAAAUUGACCCGGAGGAUCAUGUUGAAGCUGGAUACGAGAAUCCUCCCAAUGCUCGCCCUACUCUUUCUAUGCUCGUUCCUCGAUCGGACGAAUGUCGGGAAUGCGAAAAUCAUCGGCUUGGAAGAAGAUCUCUCGAUCACCGAUCAUCAGUAUGACGUCGGAUUAGCCGUCUUUUACCUCACAUACAUCUGCAGUGAACUGCCGAGCAAUUUAGUGCUCAAAAAAGCCUCUCCAAAACUUUGGUUGCCAUUUUUGACGGCCGUUUGGGGAAUUAUCACAAUGUGUUUGGGAUUUGUCCAAAACUAUGCCGGAUUUGUUGCCGUGCGAGCUUUGUUAGGUGUGGCCGAGGGAGGUCUCCUCCCGGGAAUGACCUUUGUUUGUGGUAUCUUGAGCUUCUUUGUUCUUCCGAAUAGCCUGGAGACUGCAUCCUUCUUGACAGUGGAGGAAAAGGCAUUCGGCCGGGAACGACUGAUGCUGGACAACCCUAGGUCAGCUGAAGGCACCUUGGCCUCCGAGGCAGAGUCAUUCAAAUGGUCUGAAGUACGCCGAGGAGUCCUCGAUAUUCAGGUGUGGCUCUCUGCCUCGGCGUACUUUGCCAUUCUCUCCGGCCUCUACUCCUUUGGGUUGUUUCUUCCGACGAUCAUCAAAAGCCUUGGGUUUGCCAAAGAUGCCAAUGAGGUUCAGCUGUGGUCUGUUAUACCAUAUGCUGUAGCUGCUGUGGUAACAGUGAUGUUGUUCACCCUCCCCGUCGCCAUCAUUGGCUACGCCGUGAUAGCCAACAUCGAUUCUCCGCGCGUUCAAUACGGAAUGACCUUCCUCAUGGCCACCGGUCAAUAUGCCAGUGUGCCAUGUAUUUUGGUGUGGCUGUCAAAUAAUUCUGCGGGCCAUUACAAGCGUGCUACUACGUCAGCCAUGCAAUUGGCAAUUGCUAACGCCGGAGGUUUCGUAGCCACCUUCAAUUAUCCCACUCGAGAUGGGCCUCUGUUCCAUCGAGGACACACCAUCAUCCUGGGAUUGCUGGUGUUUGCAUGGUUCACGAUUUUGCUCAAUGUGCUCUACUGUGCGAAAAUCAAUCGUGACAAAAAGAAUGGGAAAUAUGCCCAGUAUGCAGGAUAUGCCGAUGAUCGCAACCCAGAGUUCAUGAUGGUCCUCUGA